Molecule: messenger RNA, 7885 nt
Organism: Lymnaea stagnalis (great pond snail)
Lineage: Eukaryota; Metazoa; Mollusca; Gastropoda; Lymnaeidae
Source: the annotation of a GenBank genome assembly
GGGGGUUCGUCCUUGUUGGGAAUCGGUCGAUUCUGCAUUUCCUUGCUGUGCGCUUUCUUUGAGUGCUGACGAUGCGUUUACUCCCUGAAGAAAGUGCUCCGACAGUGAGUCUGUCUCGCCAGCUUGUACGCUCCACAGCAAAUUACAGCUAAGCACUCAAGUUUCUCACAAACGGGUUUUGAAUUCAGUUCGACACUUUGCAGGUUGGGGGAUAAACCCAGACACAAGGCUUAGGGCGUGGUAAAACGACAGAGGUUAGGUGGAUCCGGCACGCAGUGGCAGUGGGUAGCCAGCGGCUUCUGAGAACGGUCAGUGUAAAAACCCUAAUGAAAAUAGCCAUAACGACGUUUGCAAACUCAUUGACACAAGGAAAGAAGCGAAAUUAGAUGAAGAACACCCAAAGUGUAUAUCUUCAUAGUCAUUUCCAAGGCAUGUGAAAAAACCGGCCACCCCCAGUCAAUGAUCUUCAUGCGCGCUCUAAGUUACAACCUUCUGAAAACGCUGUAAACGCUGUUUUCUGGGAGGUCUCAUAAUUAAAACUGUUUAAUUGGCCAUUGAUCUGAUGAUCAACAAGAGCGUGUGGUCGAUGCUGUAAACGCACGAACAAAGAUUGCGCCAUUACCGUGCAGAGGACAAGCCGAGGUAAAUAUGUCUGCACGCUUCAAUCUCGUAGUGACCGUUUGUGCUACAAUACUGGUGGUGACGUGUAUGGGUGCUUCAGAACAGGAGCUAACAUUGACGGGUACUUAGACUGCCACGUGACUUUAUAAUCAGAUUCUCAUUUUUUAAGUAUUUAGCCAAAAUAUCUCAAAAGUCAAAUAACAUAUUUGUUAAAAAAAAAAAAGAAAGAAAAAAGAAUUAAACUUAUGAAAGGUGUUGUUGUAUUUUUACAGCACUUAUCACUGUAUCGUUUCUUUUUUUUUAACAAUUGAUUUUUAACAAAUAUAAUUCUCAUUGUUUAAUUUAUAUGGUAAAACAAUUCAGUCUGUCUUCCUCUAAUCAAAAUCAUUUUUUUUUUAAUUUAACCAAUAUUAAUUUAUUUCAUUAAAAAAAAGACCAAGGUUGGACGAAAUGAAGAGAAUAUAAAAAAAAAUACAAAAAGAAUAAUUGUGAUAAAUUCUUAGAAAGAUUAAAUGUAAUAAAGUUUGUUAAAAUAUUUAUCUGGUAUACAGGGUGCCACAACCCCCACCCCAAAAAAGAAAUGUGAGAACAUCUCGUAGCAAAGGGCUAUUUAACGUACUUGAAUUAAUCAAAUGUUUUGCCUUUGAAAGUUGCCUGACAGGUGUAAGUAACGCUUAUCAGAAAGCAGGAAUUAAUCAAAUGUUUUGCCUUUUAAAGUUGCCUGACAGGUGUAAGUAACGCUUAUCAGAAAGCAGGAAUUAAUCAAAUGUUUUGCCUUUUAAAGUUGCCUGACAGGUGUAAGUAACGCUUAUCAGAAAGCAGGAAAUGCGUCUUACCUGCUUAUCAACAUUCUUAAGCGUUGGCGUCACUCGACUAUGCUUGUGUCAAUAGCUGUCCUAGAUUUCCCCAUUCCUCAAUUAUUGCCAACUUGAGCUGCUCUGCUGUGGUCAAUUUCAGCCAACCGUUGACUUUUUUUCUUGCAUUGCACCCCAUAUGGCUUGAUAGACAGGGCUUAAAAUCAGGACUGUGCGGUGGCCACAUGUUUGGCUCGAUGAUGCUAACAUUCUCCCGAUGAAGAAAGUUUAUCGUAUUUCUGACGGUGUGAGCUGGAACCCUGAGCCUGCUAUACAUUGCCCAAUUAGACCGACCACAUGUCGCUUAAAUAGCAAGCAGCUAAGCUCGCCUGGGAACAUGUUCACAAUGAUAUUCACUGCUCACUCUGGCACCUGGUUCAACGAACACAACCUUAGCUUUCCCGGUUUUAGACCCUCUAUCUGAUACCAUUCGAGACACGCCAACAGAAACAAUCUUAGACACACCAAAUGAUACCAUUCCAGAGACACCAAAUGAUACCAUUCUAGACAAACCAAAUGAUACCAUUCGAGACACACCACUGAUGCCAUUCGAGACACACCAACUGAUAACAUGAUACCGCAGUUGAAAUGUUCACGUUCUCGUAUAAGUCUCCUCUACUGGAACUUGCCAUUUCUUUGAUUCCACUGAAUAACACUUUGAGAAUUAACUGGCGUUGCAAUGGCUAAUGUAUUCUCGUCUGUAAACCAAUUGCUUCGUACACUACUCUCAUUAGGAAAUCGUUCUGCGUAGCAAACCGUUUCAAUAUGAAUUUAUUUUUUGUUUGAGCAGCUGCCCGAUGACAGGCCUUUCCGUUCUAAGCUGUAGAUCUCACUCUACAACAGGUUGCACCGCAGAAGGUGGUACACUCGUUUCUCUUUCAGUUUCCCCGCGGACUCUUGUGACUGUGAGGAUUAUCACCUUGACUGUAGUUAGCUCACUCCCCCACUCAAUGUUCUGUCGGGAUCUAGCAGAUUUGAGACAACCACUUCCGAGUUUACGUUUUGUUGUACUGUCGUUUUCGAUUUUUAAUAACCCUAACGACACCAGCAACGCUCCAGGCUUGUUUUGUAAAAUCAUUUAUCAUUCACAUAGCAUCCCAUACCGUUUUGCAAUGCGAAAUUUUUGUAUUUAAAAUGCGGUCUUAUGCUGUUAUUUUUGUCAUUAUGGUUAUAAAAAAUUCACAACACGCAUUUUUUGAUAACUGGUAGAUGAAAAAUCAAAGAUGGCGACAGGACGUUGUCGUAAUAAAGACGUCGUAUGGUGUAACAGACAGGGAGUAAGUAAAUCAGGGAGUAGGUAAAUCAGGGAGUAGGUAAUCAGCAAACCAUUUAUGGUAUUAUGGAUAGAGAUUAACAAAUGUUGAUGUAAUUAUAUUUGCAAGAGACAUUUUUCACUGUUGCAUAAAUACCGUCCAUUUAAAAAAGUACCUAUUUUUUGCAGGACCUUACAGCCAGUGCUCUAGAGGCGAUUUGAAAUGUGACAAUUACGGAUUGUGUAAGAAGGAUGGCCGUGGAUACUACAUCUGUGCAUGUCCUGAAGGCUUCUCGGGGAAAUUAUGUCAGAUCGUAGGCAAGUCUGGGUCUUUUGCUGGGACCUUAACAUUAACCGUUAUCUAAGCGAAUAAAAGAAGUGUUUCAUGUACCUGAUUUUUGUGAUACAAUAAGAAUAUAUUAGGAAAAAUAUUAGCGCAUUAUUUAAACAUAUAUUUUUUUCUUUAAUGAAUAAAAUAAUGAAAUAUAAUUUUUUUCCUUUAUUACAAAUACUUUGUAUUGGACGACAAUGCAAUUAACAAAAGCUAAAAUCGAACACCUUUGCGAUUCCAUCUCUGGUAUUCCAUGAUCCAAUAAACACUAUAUAAUCCUCAGUACCUGGCUGAUGAUCCGCUUCUAUCUGAAAUUUCAAACAUGUCUCCUUCAUCGGCCGUUAUUUUGGCUAUAAAUAUUCCAAACAGGUUUAUUUUCUUGCCUACUUUGAAUUUAAUUUUAAUCCUACUCUACCUGGUUCUCAAAAACUAAAUGAGUGAUUCAAUAUAUGGGAAAACCUAUUUGGGGGGUUGGGGGGGGGGAGGGGAAAGGACGCAACAAAACUUCGCAUUCUUCGGCGAACAAACAACCGUAAAAAAAAAAUACAAAUAAACAUAAACACUUUGCUGCACUGUUAUCCGAGAGAACUUUGUUUUCCCAUACUUUGAUUUCCCAUAGUUUGUUUUCCCAUUCUUUUUUCGCUCAUUUCCUUUUACCAAUAACCCUGAUUGCAGUCUCGCCCCAUGAUUACCUUCCCUCAAAACAUUUUGUAUUUUAGGGAAGCCUAGAAAAUGUACUUUGAAGUGCGAUAACGGAGGGGUGUGCCAGAUUAACACAAAUGGCAAUGAGUCGUGUGCGUGCCCUGACGGAUUCGUCGGUAAUCUCUGUGAAGAACAAGGUAGGAAGCUUUCAAAUCUUUUACAAGCCCUUUAUGUUUUGCUUAUAUAUCAGUUGUUCUCUUAGAAGUUUUCUUUUAGAUUCAAGGUACAGGGAGAAUACUCAAGGGAGUUCCCAGUUAAUCAGGGCCUCAGACAAGGAGAUUCACUAUCAUGUUUCCCUUUUAACACCACCCGAGACAAAAUUAUAAGAAGCAUACACGCGAGCACCAGUGGAGCCAUAACAAGAUACUUCCAGUGAUGUAUAACAAGACAGCAAACAUCAGGAACUUUAUAGAGCAAGAUAUUGUAGUACCUGGCAUAGGCAGACGAUAAGGCGCUGCUGGGCAGAAACAGAAAUGACUUAAUUAAAGCGUUCAGGUAACUUGAAGAUGACUCAGUCAAAGCUGGUCGUGAUGUAAAUUAAGCGCAGACAAAGUCUAUGAUACUGUCACAAAACACUCACAAAACACUCACAAAACACUCACAAAACACUCACAAAACACUCACAAAACACUCACAAAACACUCACAAAACACUCACAAAACACUCACAAAACACUCACAAAACACUCACAAAACACUCACAAAACACUGACGCUGAUGAAACAGCAAUACAAACAAUCACAUGUUUGAGAAAUAUAUUUCAAAUAUCUAGGGGCGACUAUAAACGAGCAAAAUGAAAUAAUGUCGGAGGUGACCAAAAAGAGGAUAACAGCAGGUAACCGUUUUUAUCUCAGACUACAAAAGCUACUGGGAAAAAAACUCUCAAGGGGAACAAGGAAGACCCUCUACCCCACUAUCAUAAGACGAGUAGUAACUUAUGUUAGUGAGACUUUGACCCUUACCAGAAAAGAAGAGAACCUGCUCAAUACACGGGAGAGGAAAAGCUUGGGGAAAAUAUAUGACCCAGUGAUAGACAAUCAUGUCUGAAGAAUUCGUUUAAACCAAGAGCUAUACCAGUUGUACAAAGACCCACCCAUAGUCGCAACACUAAAAGAAAGGCAGACUGCGCUUCGUAUGACAUAUUGAAAGGCUGCCGAAUUGUAGAGCAGCAAAGGGGAUAUAUAGGCAAAAGCGUAGUGGCAGACGGCUCACCGAUCGCCCAAGACUGAGAUGGAUUGACGAUGUAGAGAAGGAUUUACACCAGUUGGUGGUUCGCGCAAGGAGGCGGAAAGCAAUGGAUCGAUCCGAAUGAAAGGGUAUGGUGGAGCAGGCCAGGGCCCUACAUGGGCUGUAGCGCCAUUAAUGAUGACAUUUUAGAAGUUAUCUAAAGUACCUAACGGAAGCAUGCAAAAUCCGUUCAAUUCAUGCAGGGAUCUCUUACACACCCAAGCUAUAAAUCCUUUUCCAAGAGUGGCGAUAUUUACUUCAAUAUUCUUUAAUAUGUAAAUUAUUGUUCAUAAUGGUCUGUCACUUUUUAAAAUGUAUUUAAAUGAGUAAUUUAAUUGUCUUAUAAUUAAUAGGGUCUACUGAAAUAUGAAACGCUAUUAGCAGAUGCGACUAUGGUUAGUUCUCAUAUCAACAUAAUUAAUGCAUAUUUAUGUUACUAUUUAAAUAGUGGGUAAUCGUAAGUUAAAUUUCUAUUCUGAGUUUGUUGAACAAUGCCUUAGGCCUGCACAACUCAAAAUGUAAGGUUGGCCGUAAUGCUUUAUGAAAAACAUGUGCGGGCCAAAACAAAAUAGGAAAGGACUUGUGCGGGCCAAAAGAAUAUAGGACAAGGGGGAAAGCUAUUCAGAAAAUAAUUUUUAAAAAAUAAAGAUUAUUUCGUUACCUCGCGGGCCACAAAGUGGGUGUUGGCGGGCCACAUGUUGUGCAGGCCUGCCUUAGAUGAUAUCCAGUAAUCUUUUUUCCAAUAAAAUAAAAUCAAAUUUGUUUUUCUAUUUAGAGGAUAUCUCUGAGAUCUGUACAUACUUCAAAUGCUACAAUGGCGGAGAAUGCGUUACAGUGGAUGAAGUUCCCAUCUGUAACUGCCCAAGAGGCUUUAGAGGCCUGAAGUGUGAAGGCGAGUGCUAUACUUUUGAUCUACUUAACUUACCUGAAUAAAUCUUUAACGAAUGUUAAUGGUCCAGGAAAAGAUAUAAUUAUUUUUUUUUAAAUGGAAAGGUUUGCAUAUAAAAUUAAGUUGUUGUUGUUGUUUAUUUUUUUUUAACGAAUUGCUCAAAUGCAUUAGAUUCGAUCAAUGAAGUCUCCGACUUAAUCUGUUCCGUGUUUCAACAAACCAUUUUACCGACAUUCAGAAAAAAAAAAUCCUCAACAUUAAAACCGUCAUGUCAACAGUUCUCAACUUUCUAACAACUUAUUAUUGGUGUUAAAGUAAAUUCAUUUUGAUAUUAACAGCAUUCUAAAGAAAAAUUAAUCUUGAAAUGGCUGGAGUAGGUCUGUUAAGACUAUUUAUUUUUUGGGACAAACAUUUGGUGACAAAGAGUUAGCAAAAAAAAAAAAAAAAGCAAAAACAGAAUGGAUUUAAAAAAAGCAUAAGAGAAUCCCAAUAUAACCCCUAGCUUGUGUUGGCAGAAAAUAUGGGGGUUUGGCAGAAAAUAUGGGGGUUUGGCAGAAAAUAUGGGGGUUUGGCAGAAAAUAUGGGGGUUUGGCAGAAAAUAUGGGGGUUUGGCAGAAAAUAUGGGGGUUUGGCAGAAAAUAUGGGGGUUAGCGAAAAUAUUUGGAGUUGGCAGAAAAGAUGUGGUGUUGACAGAAAAUAUGUGAGAUUCGCAGAAAAUAUUUGAGGUUGGGAGAAAAUAUGUGAGUUUGGUAGAAAAUUUGUUUGUACAAUUAUAAUUAGUUUUGAUUGAAUUAUGAUAUAUAUUUGUAAAAAACUUUUAAAUCACAAACCAGUAUCAAUAUUUUAUAAGAAUAUUGCUUUUAUAGCAAUUAUAAAGAUAAUGACAAUUACAUCACAAAACAUGUUGAAUACAUUAAAAAAAAAAAUACUUACAGAUAUCGACUUGUGUGAAGAGUACAUCUGUUAUAAUGGAGGCAGGUGCAAGAUAGAGAAUGGGGAAGCAACCUGUUUAUGCGGAAAGCGCUUUAAGGGAAAGCAAUGCGAGUUGAUUUAACAAAAUAAGGUUUGUGCAUUCAGAUAUCUAGCCUGCAGUCUCAUUGUUACACUUGAGUUAAAUUAAAAUAAGAAAUUGUGAUUCUUUGCGAUUUUGAUUUUAAAAUGUAAAAACAUCGAUUUUUUUUUUUAAUGAUCAAAUCAGGAAAGCCUUGAUCUGGACAUCAGGCCAAACACUUAAAUUUGUAGUCGUAAAAUUAAUUUUCUUUAAAAUGAAUUGAUAUAAGUGUGCCACAGUUCAAAAUAAAAUGAAGAAGAAAAAAAGUUAAUAUCCUUUUUAUAUCCCUAGGUGAAAACACCAUUUGCAUGACAAGAUUUACGUCGAAUUGGAAUAUUGAAAUGAAGUCUGAAAUUAGAAUCGUGUUUUUUUUUUCAAACACUGAAGCACCCGGCUUUAGUUCACGAAUUUAUAAAAAAAACAAUUUUGUGUUUUUGUUUGUUUGUUUUUUGUUUUGAAAUCAAUAAAAAAAUUGUUGUCGCCCCAAUUACUUCACCAAUCCAAUUAUUAGUAUUUUUACUUGAAUUAAAAAUUGAAUUUUUAAAAAAAAGGACACACCACAAGUUAGCAACCUUUAAGAACUUUAAUUCACAGAAUCAUACAGCAACGAUAGCGGAAAGAUUUUGAAUGUGUUGACUAUGCUUCAAAUACUGAGUGACAGAUGAAAACGAAAGUCCGGGCGCCAGAUAGAGUUGACGUAAUAUCUAAUAUCAAGCACGUGUCCCGUAGAUUAACUUUACAAUAUCCGUGCUGGACAAUGCGUGCAUUACAUUUAUCUGUGCAUUUUGGUAUACGCGUGUCAUAAAAUAUCUGCGUGUUGCUCUACCUGCCAAUACAGUACCUGGGUGGAUCAGUACGUGCUUAAAUCUGCGUAAGUGAAACAUUUUUGAGUGUGUGGCCCACGUUAAGUCAAGUGCGGAUCGACCUAUCAAACGGUCGGGAUCAACCCAUGGACUGAU